Molecule: messenger RNA, 2121 nt
Organism: Neurospora hispaniola
Lineage: Eukaryota; Fungi; Ascomycota; Sordariomycetes; Sordariales; Sordariaceae
Product: bifunctional purine biosynthesis protein
Exons: 3
Coding region: 102-1886 (594 amino acids)
Biological process (GO): 'de novo' IMP biosynthetic process
Cellular component (GO): cytosol
Molecular function (GO): phosphoribosylaminoimidazolecarboxamide formyltransferase activity; IMP cyclohydrolase activity
Source: RefSeq, a predicted model, not a curated record
UAGCAACGAUCACGCUGUUCUACCUCGGACAAGCCCUCCUCCGCCUUUCUCGACCACCAAUCCCCCCUGCCGUCACCUCGGUCGCAAGAAAGUGGUUCGCAAUGGCUGCCAACCAGAGAAUCGCCAUUGUGUCGGUCUACGACAAGACCGGCCUUCUCGACCUGGCCAAGGGCCUCGUCCAGCACAAUGUCCGCAUCCUCGCCUCUGGCGGUACCGCCAAGAUGAUCAGGGAGUCUGGCUUCCCUGUCGAGGAUAUCUCGGCCAUCACCAAGGCCCCCGAGAUGCUGGGUGGUCGCGUCAAGACCCUUCACCCUGCUGUCCACGCCGGUAUCCUCGCCCGCGAGCUCGCUUCGGACGAGAAGGACCUCGCUGAGCAGAACAUUGAGAAGGUUGACUAUGUCAUCUGCAACCUCUACCCCUUCAAGGAUACCGUGGCCAAGAUCAACGUCACCGUCCCUGAGGCCGUUGAGGAAAUCGAUAUUGGCGGUGUUACUCUUAUCCGCGCCGCUGCCAAGAACCACGCUCGUGUUACCAUCCUGAGCGACCCCAACGACUACGCCGAGUUCCUCAAGGAGCUCGAGUCUGGCGAGAUCAAGGACUCCAGCCGUCAACUCUAUGCCCUCAAGGCCUUCGAGCACACCGCCGACUACGAUGCUGCCAUUUCCGAUUUCUUCCGCAAGCAGUAUGCUGGCCAUGGCCUCCAGUACCUUCCCCUUCGCUACGGUGCCAACCCUCACCAGAAGCCUGCUGCUGCCUACGUUAAGGAGGGCAAGCUUCCCUUCACCGUUGUCAAUGGUGCCCCCGGCUACAUCAACCUUCUCGAUGCUUUCAACGCCUGGCCCCUUGUCAAGGAGCUCAAGAAGGCUCUCGGGAAGCCCGCCGCUGCCAGCUUCAAGCACGUCUCUCCCGCCGGUGCUGCUAUUGGCCUUGAGUUGACCGCCGAUGAGCGCAAGGUCUACAUGGUCGAUGAUAUCCCGGGUAUCGAGACCUCUGGCCUUGCCCAGGCCUACGCCCGCGCCCGCGGUGCUGAUCGCAUGAGCAGCUUCGGCGACAUGAUUGCUCUUAGCGACGUUGUCGAUGUUCCUACCGCUACCAUCAUUAGCAAGGAGGUUUCGGAUGGUGUCAUCGCGCCCGGCUUCGAGCCCGCCGCCGCUGAGAUCCUCAAGAAGAAGAAGGGUGGCCGUUACCUCAUGCUCCAGGUUGACCCUGAGUUUGAGCCCAGCAAGAGCGAGACUCGCACUGUCUUUGGUAUCACCCUCGCCCAGGGCCGCAACGACGUCGAGAUCUCCCCUGAGACCUUCUCUAACAUCAUCACCCCCAAGGAUGGCACUCUCCCCGAGAACGCGCAGCGCGAUCUCACCAUCGCCACCAUUGCCGCCAAGUACACCCAGAGCAACUCAGUCUGCUACGCUGCUAGAGGCCAGGUAGUCGGUUUGGGUGCCGGUCAGCAGUCCAGAAUCCACUGCACUCGCCUUGCUGGCGACAAGGCUGACAACUGGUGGUUGCGCUUCAACCCCCGCGUCAUUGGCAUCAAGUGGAAGAAGGGUGCCAAGCGCCCCGACAAGAGCAAUGCCAUCGACCUUCUCGUCAGCGGUCAGCUCCCUAAGGAUGGUCCUGAGCGCGAGUCGUUCGAGGCUCUCUUCGAGGAGGUGCCCGCUGCCUUCACCGAGCAGGAGAAGAACGAAUGGCUGUCCAAGCUCACUGAUGUCUGCGUCUCUUCUGACGCUUUCUUCCCCUUCGUUGACAAUGUCUAUCGCGCCGCGCGCUCCGGCGUCAAGUACAUUGCCGCCCCCAGUGGCAGCCAGAACGACAGUCCUGUCUUCGAGACCGCCGAGAAGCUUGGCAUUACCUUCGUCGAGCAGAACACUCGUCUGUUCCACCACUAAAGUCGCCAAACUUUUCCAAACCUAAAUACCUUGAAACACUUCGUAACAGAAGAUGGAUGGUUAUGAUUGAUACCCUUCUCGCAUAAAUCAACUUUGCGAUUUUUUCUUUGAGUUUACAAAAAAUGGCGAAAUGUACUUAUGACGACCACUACUUUGAGAGAGUGGUUGUUUACGGGAUGGUAUACAGGACUGGAUGGAACGGCUGGCUAUGUUUGCUCUUUUUAAAUGGGGAUCC